GAUCAUGAUCCAACAGUUUGUCAUCCUGUGUCUGGUCACUGGCCUGGCUUCAGCUGUCUGUCCAGAUGGGUCUACCUGCCCAUAUGGAACAACCUGUUGUAAGAAGCUGUAUGGCGGAUAUACCUGUUGCCCUGUCUCAAAGUGGAAAGAAGCAAAAGCCACCCUGCUUGUUCAGGCAGGAACACCAAAUGCAUUGACUGAAAAUAUCUGUCUGGAUAACACUGAAUGUCCGCCUGAAUACACUUGUAUGCCCACAUCAAAAGGCUUUUAUGGUUGCUGCCCAUUCACUGAGGCAAAUAUUUGCAAGGAUUGGGAGCAUUGUUGCCCAAAGGGAUAUGAAUGUGACCUGAUUGAAGCCAAAUGCAAAAGAACAGGAGCAACGGAAGACAAGUUGCCACUGGUUUCUGCAGUAGACAACUUGCGUACUGCCAAUAGUGAGCUUUGUGGGAAUAUGACCUGUUCUGGGGGAUACACCUGUUGCAAGUCAAAGAAUCUUGGCUGGGGUUGCUGUCCUAUGAAAGAUGCAGUAUGCUGUGAUGACCACUACUGCUGUCCAAAAGAUUUCAAAUGUGAUAAAGCACAAAAAACCUGCAUCAAACCUGUUGGUAAGCAGAAUGCACAUUUUAUGGAAAUAUUAAUUUUUGUAGUUCCUUAA
Rhincodon typus (whale shark) is the source of this 655-nucleotide messenger RNA. Its product is annotated as progranulin-like. Gene Ontology annotation, cellular component: extracellular region. Bases 5 to 655 code for a protein of 216 amino acids. NCBI's taxonomy places the organism in Eukaryota, Metazoa, Chordata, Chondrichthyes, Orectolobiformes, Rhincodontidae. The record is from RefSeq and is a predicted model, not a curated record. The transcript has 4 exons.